UGUCUGUCGAGCGCCAGAACAUCAUUCCUCACAGCCCGAGCAUCAGAGCGGAAUGCACGCUCAUUCCAGUCAUGUAGAGCCCUUAUCUGGGAAUGAAGAGAUGUGCUGGAGCCCUUGGCACCCAUAUGCCCCAUUUGCAUUUUAACGUUUGCCAUUAGAAGCAUACUCAUACUUCAGUUGCUUUCUAAGAGCAGGUGAAGGUGGAUGAAUCAUCCACACACACACACACACACACACACAAACCUCUUUCUCCAGUAGUUCACUAGAAAACUAUGGUCAUGGCCGCUCAGGACCAAAAGCCGUUGCAACGGGCUCCGGUACGCGUAGGAUUUUACGAUAUUGAGCGCACACUGGGAAAAGGCAAUUUUGCAGUUGUGAAGCUGGCGAGACAUCGAAUCACAAAAUCUGAGGUGGCCAUUAAGAUCAUAGACAAAACCCAGCUAGAUGCGGUGAACCUGGAGAAGAUCUACAGAGAAGUGGAAAUCAUGAAACUGCUGGACCAUCCUCACAUCAUCAAGCUUUACCAGGUUAUGGAGACCAAAAACAUGCUCUAUCUAGUCACAGAAUACGCCAGAAAUGGAGAGAUAUUUGACUACCUGGCCAGCCGCGGGCGGCUCAGUGAGGUGGAUGCGAGGAAGAAGUUCUGGCAGAUCCUCUCAGCGGUGGAGUACUGCCACCAGAGAAAUAUCGUACACCGAGACCUGAAGGCUGAGAACCUGCUCCUGGACACUCAUAUGAACAUGAAGAUAGCAGAUUUUGGCUUUGGGAACUUUUUCCGUCCAGGGGAACCCCUGACAACUUGGUGCGGCAGCCCCCCUUAUGCAGCUCCAGAGGUGUUUGAGGGGCAACAGUAUGAGGGUCCACAAUUGGACAUCUGGAGUAUGGGGGUGGUUUUGUACGUGUUAGUGUGCGGCGCUCUUCCAUUUGAUGGCCCUAGCCUUCCUGUCCUCAGACAGAGGGUCCUUGAGGGUCGUUUCCGCAUCCCAUACUUCAUGAGCGAGGACUGCGAGCACCUGAUCAGGAAGAUGUUGGUUCUAGAUCCAGCCAGGCGUUUGUCUCUGAGUCAGAUUAAAGAGCAUCGCUGGAUGGUGCAGGAGGUCCCGUCCCAGCGGCCUGUGCUCUACAGACAGGGUUUGCCCUGUGAAAGUAAAUCAGGUUUGGGGGAGCACAGUGAGCAGGUGCUUCGCCUCAUGCACAGCCUGGGAAUUGACCAGCAGAAGACCAUUGAGUCUCUCCAGAACAAAAGCUAUAACCACUUUGCUGCUAUCUACUACCUGCUGGUGGAGCGGUUGAAGGCGCAUCGCAGCAGUUUCCCUGUGGAACAGCGUUUGCACGCCAGCCAGCGCCGCCCCAGCACCGUCGCCGAGCAGACUGUUGUCAAGACAAUUGCGGUUCCCUCUCAAGCGGGCGUCCCCCCUCAGGCAGCGCGUCAACUGCGUUCACCUGUUUUGCUGCAGUCCACCGCAGAAACCUUUACCUUCCCACAAAGCCCUGCUUCCCCAGAUCAGACGCUCAUGGAGGAAGACGUGGCUACUCCUAAGGUGGACGGCUGCUUGCUGGAUCCGCUUCCUCCAGUCGUGGUCCGCAAAGUCAGCGGCUCGCUGCCUAGCAACGUUAUGGAGACAUCCAUUGAUGAGGGCAUUGAAGCGGAGGAAGAGCACACUGUUCCCCUCGCCGCCUUUCAUACAGCUCGAUUCAGCCAGCGCCGCCACACGCUGUCUGAGGUCACCAACCAACCUGCUGCGCAGCCCCUUACAGAUCUGAACCCGUCCCUCAGCAGCAUGGACUCGCAGUACAGUAUGGGUUCAACUCAGAGCGACUGCAGCUUUCCUGAAGAGAGUCCAGCAUUAAACUCUACACCUGCCGGCUCCACAGCUCCAGUCUUCCUCAGCAUGAAGCCGCCUGAAGCCUGCCUGCAGACGCUCAAUCCACAGGGACACAAUCACUCAUUAGUCAGCUUCCGAGAGGGGCGAAGGGCUUCAGACACCUCUCUCACACAAGGGUUGGUGGCAUUCAGACAUCACAUCCAGAACCUGGCCAGGACCAAGGGCUUCCUGGAGCUCAAUAAAGCACAGAUCGUGUUAGGAGAUGGUGGAGCAUGCGGAAACACUAUGAUCAGCCCUCGGGAGCUCCUAGAGCCUCACCAUCCGCUCAACCACCAGGGAGAAGGACGGCCAUGUCUUGGUGGAAAAGAUCCAUCGACAUUCACUGGAAAAAUGCACCCUUAUUUGCUGUCUAGGAGACAGAGUCUGGAGACACAGUACCUCACUCAACGCCUACAGAGAGCCAGUCAGUUGGCAAGCGGCCUUGGAAGUGGCCAGAUGUUUUGUAAAGAGGCUGCACCGCGCACUUUAGAGCAACAACUCCAGGAACACAGACUCCAACAGAAGAGGCUCUACCUCCAGAAGCAGUCUCAGGUUCAGGCUUACUUCCACCAGAUGCAGCUGGCUGAGGACGCUUACCCUGCCCAGGACCCUCAGAUCAGCAGCAGCCCCCAACCCAGCCCUCCCUUUACAAGGACCCAAACCCUAACCCCUUUUUUGGAGCCUGGCAUCUCAUCCCUGUCAUACAGUCCCAAGUCUGCCCGCUUCCCAGAGUGGCCUCCGCCACCCGAAAACCUCAGCAACUACACCCCAUCCCUUCCUACAGAGCCCCAGUACGCAUGGAGUCCUGCCCAGCCUCCUCUGCCCCCAGGUAAAGCUGAGACCCCUUCAGUUCAACCCGCACCUGAAGCCCCUUUCCUGGACUGCGAGAUGAUGGAGACCGUAGAGGCUCCACAAGGCUGUGUCCUCGUGAACUAAACAUGAAAUACAGCACUCUGAGGCUGGUUCUCAGGCUGAAGAUGUGGCGAAAUAAGCGCCCUCAGGGACGAACAAGACGCGGUGGUUUACACCACAUUUUACAAACCUACAGACGUGCACUUGAUCCUGUGGUAGACCAUUACAGACCUUGGUGUUCAGAGAUGUUUGUGAGAUGCGCUAGUGUUUUCUUUUUUUCUCCAGUAAGCACAGUUGAAAUGUAGUGCAGCUACCAUAGAGUUUAAAAAUCAGUAUUAAAGCAAUAUUCCUUUUCCUAUA
Danio rerio (zebrafish) is the source of this 3077-nucleotide messenger RNA. It is a transcript of the gene sik2a, whose product is annotated as salt-inducible kinase 2a. The record is from RefSeq and is marked validated. Gene Ontology annotation, molecular function: protein serine kinase activity; protein serine/threonine kinase activity; ATP binding. Gene Ontology annotation, cellular component: cytoplasm. Lineage: Eukaryota; Metazoa; Chordata; Actinopteri; Cypriniformes; Danionidae.